AUGUCGAAGUUAGGUGAGUUCUCCUUGACAGAUGAGUCUUCACGCCCGGGCGAGUUUCUGCCUGCAGGAUGUGGCUUGCCGUUGAAGUUUUUACCUCCUGACACAAAAGAUACUGUGGUUUUCAAUGAUGAGGAGUGGAAAGAAGGAAUUUCUAUGUGGUCUAUGUGGCAAUUUUCUUUGGUUGGUCAGGUUCUUGGAUUGAAUGUCAGGUUCAAAGCAAUGGAGAUUUAUGUUAAGAAAAUAUGGGCUAAUUUAGCCACUCCAGAUAUCUUCAUUCUAAAACUUGGAAUUUUCUUGUUUAAAUUUAAAAACAAAGAUGAGAUGAGUGAGAUCUUAGAAAAUGGCCCAUGGUUUUUUGGAUCUCGUCCGCUUUCUUUAAAGCCUUGGUCAAUUGGUGAUGAUUAUGAAAAAAUUAAUGACGGCAUAUAUCUUGUUUGGAUUCUUCUACCAGCUUUGAAGCUUAACUUGUGGAAUGCUAAAAUGCUGUUGGUCGUCCAAUUACCAUUGAAGCUUAACUUGUGGAAUGCUAAAAGUAUAAGUAAAAUUGCAAGUGCUGUUGGUCGUCCAAUUACCACAGAUAAACUUACAGCUAAUAAGCAAAGAUUAGCUUAUGCAAGAGUCCUUGUGGAAACAACAGCUACUCCUGAUCUCCCAAAUAAUUCAAUGCAUAUGCUUAAUAUAUCACAAAGGUCAGAUGGGAAGGAUAAAGCUUCAGUUGUAAGCUUGUUUGUGCAAGUUUCUCAGCAAAUUGGAAUGGUUGCACAGUCUGGUAUAAUCCUCAUGAUGUACAAGGAGAGCAAGUAUGCAGAAUACCACAAUUUUCAGGGUUGCACAGUCUGGUGCAUGGUGUACAUGCACAACAUACUGAUCGUAUGCAGAAUACCACAAUUUUCAGGGUUGCACAGUCUGGUGCAUGGUGUACAUGCACAACAUACUGAUCCUGAAGCUUUACUGGAAACUAAGAUCAAAGAUAUCUUAUUGCCAGGAAUUACUAGGAAAAUUGCUAAAACUUGGAACUGGAUGUCUAAUGUGAGAAGUUUAAUUAAAGCUAGAAUUUUGAUCCUAUGGAAUCCUAAUAUGUUGGAUAUACAAUUGAUUAGUUGUACUGAUCAAAGUAUAACAUGCAUAGUGAAAUCUUUUGAUGGUAAACUAGAUUGUGCAAUUUCCUCUAUCUAUGGAUUUAAUCAUCUGUAUGCAAGGAAAGUAUUAUGGUAUGAUCUGAAGUCUAUUCAUCAAACUAUUGGUAGUACUCCUUGGCUAUUAUGUGGGGACUUUAAUGCUAUUACAAGCAAUGAAGAGAAAAUUGGAGGAAUCAUGCUCACUGAUUCUGAUACAGAGGAUUUUAGAGCUUUUAUAAAUGACUGUCAGCUUGCUCAUUUGAAAACCAUUGGUCAAGUUGAAUUUCUUGUGCCAAAAAUUUCAGAUCACUCUCUUGGUCUCAUUACUGUUAGUGAAGAAUAUUCUCAAGGCAAAAGACCUUUAGAAUUUUUUAGGAUGUGGACAAAGCAUGAUUGUUUUCUCCCUACAGUUGCUAAUGCCUGGCAACAAAGGAUUAAAGGGUGUGUCAUGUUCUCAGUUUGCUCAAAAUUGAAAAAUCUGAAGAUUGCACUGAAGGAUAUUAAUAGGAAAUUCUUCUAUAAUAUAAGAAAAGAAAUGCAUUUCAAAAUACAACACCUUGAAGGAUUGCAUCAUAAUAGAGUUAUGCUUCUCUAUAAUAACUUGGGACAAAGACUAACGGAGGGAGAUGAUAUUGUAAAUGAAUUUAUCACUCAUUUUAAAAGUCUGAUGGGGACUGCUGUAGAUACUACUCCUCCUAACAUCAAUAUUAUUCAUUCAGGACCUUGCUUGGAUGAUUCUCAAGCCAAUAAUAAAGCUCCUGGUCCAGAUGGUUUCAAUGUUGCAUUUUUUAAAUCUUCUUGGAGUGUGGUUGGAGAUGAAGUUACUCAAGCUGUUGAUGAGUUCUUCAAAACUGGCAAACUACUGGGAUUAGAACAGUUAUGGGCUAUUGUAAAUGAUGCUCAUAGUGCUUUUGUUAAGGGUACGCAAAUUACCAACAACAUUUUAUUUGCUCAUGAGCUGAUUAAUAAUUACAACAGAAAAUCAGUUUCCCCAAGAGUAAUGCUUAGCAUUGAUAUCAAAAAAGCAUUUGAUACUAUCAGCUGGAGCUUUUUAAAGGAUAUGUUAAAGGGUCUGGGCUUUCCAAACAAGAUGGUGGACUGGAUGAUGACCUGCAUUUUCUCUGCUCGAUUAUGGAACUUUGCUUCAGCUUUAAAGAACAUAUGGUAUAUUCAUAUGAACAAGGAGCUUCUUUGCUCGAUUAUGGAACUUUGCUUCAGCUUUAAAGAACAUAUGGUAUAUUCAUAUGAACAAGGAGCUUCUUUGGAUAAAGUGGAUACAUGGCAAAUACUUGAAGAACAGAGAUAUAUGGCAUGUCCUGAGAAUCGAGAUCACUUAUUCUUUGAUUAUGAUUAUUCUCAGAAUAUCUGGAAUAGGAUUAUGAGUUGGCUCAAAUUUAGAUGGAGAUCAUGUAAUUGGAGCUAUCUCUUGAAUUGGUUCAACAACUGUCUAAGAGGCAAGAGAUUUAAGAAGGGGAUCAAGAGGAUGACUUUCUCGGCAACUUUAUACAAGAUAUGGUAUGAGAGGAAUGCCAGAAUUUUCUUACAGAAAUCAAAGGGGAUUGAGCAGCUGGUAAAUGAGAUUAAGGUGGACAUUUUGGUCUUAGUUCUCAAUGGUUCUAUACAACCUGAAAAUAGAGAAUGGAUUAACUUUUUGUAG
Messenger RNA from Asparagus officinalis (garden asparagus), 2775 nucleotides. RefSeq lists its product as uncharacterized. NCBI's taxonomy places the organism in Eukaryota, Viridiplantae, Streptophyta, Magnoliopsida, Asparagales, Asparagaceae. Bases 1 to 2775 code for a protein of 924 amino acids. The transcript has 13 exons. The record is from RefSeq and is a predicted model, not a curated record.